Messenger RNA from Chelmon rostratus (copperband butterflyfish), 4223 nucleotides. Its product is annotated as myelin-associated glycoprotein-like. The record is from RefSeq and is a predicted model, not a curated record. Bases 554 to 2755 code for a protein of 733 amino acids. Lineage: Eukaryota; Metazoa; Chordata; Actinopteri; Chaetodontiformes; Chaetodontidae. The transcript has 11 exons.
UGCUGGUAAAACCUUUAUUUGCUCCUUUAUCAGUUUCAAAAUCUUAUAAUCAGAUCUCAGUACUGUAUCAUUGUUUAUGGAGUUGUGUAUUUAAAUCUAAAAGUUGCUCCUUUUGUUCCAGAAAAUAAAGACCUCGUAUGCUGAACAUCAUUGUUGGCUGUAAGGUAGGUCUGACUUAUCCUGUUAAUUAAUGCAGCAGAUCCAUGCAGAAAUUAAUUUUUGUUUUUUAAGUACAUCAACUUAAGCAGUCUUACUUGAACAAUUUUAAGUAGGCUGCUUUCGCUCUGCUAUCUGAUCUUUUGUACCCGUAAUUUAUUUGGCACAUUGUUCCGACGGUUGUUGCUGCUCGUUGCUUUCCAGGAUACGGUUGUGCAAAACAUAUGCAAAAAAUGUCCUCCUAGUUUGACAUCAUACCCCAUUAUUAAAGCCAGUGUAGCAGCAGGUUUAUAGUCAGUAAUAAAUAUCUCAUGUUUUUCUCCCUCAGAAGAAAGAGGAAUUUAUUUGACCUUUUCACUGUUUAAUGUGUGUCGGCUCUUCAACCUGACAGAAAAGCAUGAAAGGUGCUGUGAAGGUGUUCCUCAUAUGCUGUCUACUUCAAGGUAGCUUAUGCCAAAACUGGGCCAUCUUCAUGCCUCAGACAGUAAAGGGAUUAAGUGGAUCCUGCGUGAACAUCCCCUGCACUUUCAGCUUGGACCCUAGCUACGAUCAAUACCUGGAUGACACGUGUAAAGGCAUUUGGAAGCAAGACAGCUGGAGUCAGAUGCAGGUGUUUGAUUCCAGCCUCACCGGUGCGAGCGCGAGCUCAAACAUCCUGCAGGGAAACUUGACGGGGAACCUGCGUGAGAAGGACUGCACCACCAUCUUCAACAACCUGCCGUUGAACCAUCGCGACAGGUAUUACUUCAGACUGCAGUGUGACAACCCACUGAAGUUCAGCUUUAAAAAAAACGUCAUCCUCAUCAAAGCGCAAGAUUCACUGGCCAAACCUUCCAUAACUCCACCCAACCUAGAGGUAGAAGAGGGGACUCCAGUGAGGUUGAACUGCUCGGUUAUAGCUACCUGUCCCACCCUUCCUCCAGCUCUGACGUGGACCCCCAGUGUAGGUGACAUUGAGGAGAACGUAGAAACCAAACUUGUCACCUCUGUUAUGAACUUCUCCGCCUCUUACCUCCACAAUGGGCAGAAUUUCUCGUGCACCGUUCUCCACAACCGACAAGAUGGCAGUGAUCUUGUGUACGAACAAAGUUUGACCCUCCAUGUUCAUUAUCCUCCAAAUAACACAUCAGUCAGUUACUCUGGUCCCGUGCAAGAAGGCAGCUCGGUGACUCUGACCUGCGACGCUAACGCGAAUCCAGCUGUGGACAGCUACACCUGGUACAAGGUGGUUGGAGAUCAUGUGACAGCAAUGGGGUCUAAGAAGAGACUCUCCACUACGGUCUCAGAAGUCGACAGCCAGUUUUACUGCAAAGCCAGUAACAAAUAUGGAGCCCAGAACUCAACCGUCACUCAGAUAGAUGUGCACUUUCCUCCAAAGGAAACCACAGUGGUCGUUGACCCUGAUGGUCCAAUAGUGGAGGGCAGCUCCGUUACUCUGGUCUGCAGGAGCCGAGCCAACCCAGCCGUGACCAACUACACCUGGUACAAAGAUGAGGUGGAGAGGGAGACCGGAUCGAGCUUAGUUAUAAACGGCGUCGACGCGAGCCACAGUGGGGACUACCGCUGUGCAGCAAAAAAUGAGCUGGGAGAGGACGUUUCCUCGGCGAUUCAGCUGGACAUUCAGUAUCCGCCUAAGAACACCUCAGUUUCCUCAGACCCCUCCGGCCCUGUGCCGGACGGCAGCUCCGUCACGCUGACCUGCACAAGCAUCGGCAAUCCAGCGGUGGUUAACUUCACCUGGUUCCGAGUUGCUGGGAGAGAAAAGGAGAUGGUGGGCUCGGAGCGAGACCUCGUCUUCAACGCGACCAAACUCUCGGAGGAUCAGUAUUACUGCGAGGCUCUGAAUGUCCACGGAGCUGAAUGCUCAGAGCCUGCGCGUCUGGAUGUCACAUUCGCUCCAGAGAUCCUUCCCUCCUCCCGCUGCGUCAAGAUUUUAUCGCAGAUCCGAUGUUCCUGCGACAGCCAGGGGAACCCCCCUCCCUCCCUGGUUUGGGAAUUGGCCGGGGUGCCUGUCAAUCACUCUGCUGACAUCCCGAUCAGGGAGGUUCCCCUGGGGAGCGUGGGCAUGAGGAGCCUCAUCAGCUUGUACCGUCUGGAUGAAGACAUGCCCUCUUUGGUCUGCGUCAGCAUCAACUCACUGGGCUCUGUUAGUUUUCUCUUCAACAUGUCCUCCAGUGAAACACAGCUAGGCCUCCAUACUGUGUCUCUGUUGGUCGGCUCUGCAGCGGGAGCUCUGGGGAUGCUGCUGGUGUGUGUCCCGCUGCUGCUUUUCUUUUGCAGGAAGAGGAAAGGCAGUAUUUCAGCUGAUAAGGGACUGGUGGACACUUCAGACAUUCUAGUUACUAAUGAGACAAACUCGUCAAAGGUAGAUGUGAUUUAUGCCAAUAAAGCCAUUGUGGAACAGGAAGGAGCUGCUGAGGAAAACCUUGUCCACUACGCCAGUGUGAACUUCGCUAAACUGCAGGCCAAGCCAGAGGGAAAGCUCGAACAAGGGGAGAUCAGAGGCCUGGCCUCCAAGACGUCAGAGUAUGCUCAGAUCCGCCUGCACUCCAGAGGAGACAACGGAGGCCGUGCAAAUGAAGAAGAGACAGUCAAGUGAGUCAGUCAUUUAAAUGAUAGCUGAAACGCAGGACUUUAUGAUGAUUCAGUUUUGCGCAGUCAGCGGAGUCCAGCUGAGCAGAACAACCUCGUAAAGUCUGCAGCAGCUGCGAUGCAGGCAGUCUUAACUCUUUUCUGUCAGUCCUUCCUGGAUCUCUUUACUGAAAAAUGUCUAGCACAUUUUAUAUGCAUAAAGUAGGUAGUUACAUGACACAGAUGUCAGUUAAUCUGAAUACUGGGGAUGAACCUUUAACCACCCCACAAUCAACCAUAACGACAAAUGUUCCCUUUAAACUCAUGACUUUUAUAGUUCAGUGUAGCUGUUUAAUGUUUCAAUGCUAACUUCUCUUAAUUUAUUUAAGCCCUUUGUGCAGAGUGAAAGAAGCACGUCCAGAGUGACAUUUGUCAACCACUUUUUUAAAUGAUAAUUUUACAUUUGUUCUUUGUUAAAAAAUUAAAUAUGUUUGUGCUUGUUUAUAAAAAUGCCGUUCCUUCUGCAAAAGCUGAAGUCGAAUCGUGUAAUGAAAUGGGGCAUUAUGCCCAUCACACGCUGUUUCAACAUGCAUAUUUCAGAAACAAGCAUCAGUGAAGCUACUGCUGUACAGCUUUACAACAUUUACAGCCAUGUCAGGAUGUUCACAAACGUCACACUGAUGUCAUUAAAGCUUUACAAAUAUGUACAUUUCCCCAUACAUUCUUUCAGGAGUUAAUAUGUUAAAAUUGACCUUUAUCUGUUUGGGGUUUGGAUAAAGCUCCAAACGAUGGUCACUGUCCUCUCUUCUGUUUGUUACUUGUUAAUGCACACAAAUGAAAAAUGAUGCAGUAAAACAACAAUAAUACAUUGUAAUGUAAAUACAAUACAGUACAGUGACUCAGACACAAGGUGGGUGUACCCGUAAGGUAGGCUAAGAAUAUCGCAACGUUUUCUGGAGAAACUGAUGAUUUUCACUGAAUAUGAAAUUCAGUAAAUAUUUCCUCAGGCCUGGGACACACUGCCUGUCUCUACGUGCGACGCCUACCUCACUGAACCAGAAUGAGGCUAAGCCUGGCCUAGCAUACUGCAAAAUAAAUGGAGUAUUGCAGUGUGCAGUAUAUAGCACAUAUCAUACCACAUGUGAUAAAUCCGACAUGCUAAUGGGUAAUUGCAGUGUGAAGGAGGAGAGACGGCUCGGCCCACCUUAAACUCAGAUUUUGACCUGAGAGUACUGCGUCUCCUCUUCAUCAGAGGUGCUGGAGUCGCUGCUUGAGUCGCUGCUGGAGUCCCUGGCGGCUCUCUGAUGUCCAGUCUUUGCCUUGAAGUUCACCUGUGAAUAAUUGAGCUCCACUUCAUCCUCACUGGUGUCGGUGUCAUAGUUCAGGGGAUUUGGAGAUUUGGCUGCGUGUGCUGCACUGACGUUCUCGUAGUCCACCAGCUUCUUUGGUUCAUUCUGGGAGGAUAAGAUCAUUUGUGUCAUCAAUUGCGACACUAU